GCCGACAGGAUCUCGCGGACCAUCUUGAGCCACACAAUCAUCAUGCCGCUGCUGCACGUGCAGGAGGAGAGACAGCACGACGAGCCAGACGCCCCCGACGAUGGCCAUGAAGACGCGGAGCAGCAGCUGACGUCAGAGGGCGAAACAAACCCUGGCUUCCCGCGGGAGGAGGCGGAAUUGGUAGAGGGUCGCCUCACGGCUGGAGCGCCACCCCUUGCGGGUCAGCUGCUGACGUGGGACACCGUGCGGUGGCCCGACGACCCGAUCAACACCGUCGGCGCCUUCGACGUCGACGCGAUGGACGACAAGGGGCUGCGCUACAUCGACUGCAUCGCCACAUUGUUGGACCUGGGCAGUCGGCGCAGCUGGCGAGCGGCACAGCGCGCUUCGGCAGAGAGCUGGCGGCAGUGGGUGCGCACCAAGGGGCAAAACAGUGCGGGCGCCCUUCACCGCUGGACGACGCCGCCAGUGCAGUGGCAGCCGCAAGCCACGGCGGCCGACCCCGUCGCGCGCCCCAGCGCGGGGGGCCGACCAAGCGUCUCAAAUAUACCGAAUUCGGCCCAAAUCGGUGCACUUCAGACGGGCGUUCACGGCAAAGCCCAGGUGCCCCUGGCGGGGGCCGCCGGGAACGGGUCGUCAGCCGCCGCAGAGCUGUCGGCCGCCCUGGACGACCACGAGCUGGCUAUCUGGGGCGACGAGCUGGACGAGCAGGCGCCCUGGAUGCAGACCCCCUCGGACCUCGAGCUCGAGGAGUACCGCCCGACGCCCGUCACCCCGCAGCAGGUGCUCGAGAGCGGGGGGCGCUUCCGCCCCAAGACGGGCCUCGGGGAGUCGGACUGGCACCCGCGGCUCUGGCAGCGCGGCGGACAUCCAGGAGCAGCGCGAGUGGCAAGCGUGCUCAACGCGGCAGCGGGAGCAGGCGCAGCGCGGCGAGCCUAUGACUGGACCGCCAAGGGUCGCUCGAGCGAGAGGGCCGCGUCGGUGCAGGCGCUGUUCUGCGAGGCCGCCGUGGCUCAGGACCUCGAGUACGCGGUCACAUACUUCUACCUGGUGAAGUGCUUCGAGUACGUGACGCAGGGCUCCACUGAGGCUUCUACCGCGCGCUGGGGCAGCGGCAUAGUCGCGGGCAGCCGCUUCGCACACUUCUGCCUCAAGAUGGUCAUGCUCAUGGAACUUAACGGGGUGGUGACAGCCUUCCCGUGGGCCGACACAUGCCUCUUCUUCGACGACCUGGCGGUGGCGACGAAGGGGCUCAAGGAGUUCGCGCAGUACUGGCACCCGCUCCUCCUCCAAGCGCUGAUCGACAUGUUCGAGGCGACCUUGGACAUGGUGGUCUCCCAGGGCGAGCAGGGAAAGACGGUCGCGAUGGCCUCGACCACCCCGCUGCAUGACGAAUUCACCAGGCGCAUCCGCGCUUUGGGGGCGCGCAUGGCCAAAGAGAAAAAGCACCUGGGCGCCACCGGGCAGCGGGGCGACGUCGCCGGGCGCGCAGGCGGGCCAGCCGCUAAGAUCGUGCGCCAGGCCAAGGUCCCUUCGCUCCACUGCGGCGUGCAGGUUAUGGGCGUGGCAGAUACCAAACUCGGCGAGCUGCGGCAGUCGGUCGCGACCUCGCUCCAGGGCAACACCAAAGGCAGAUCUACGUUCCUCGCCCUGCUGGCGGACGACGUGGACCCAGGCGCGCUUGCCAACUCGGCGCCGAUUCUGGCCUGGGCGCAGGCGUGGCGGGAGACUGACAGCCAGCCAGAGCUCACCCCCGAGCUGCAGGCGGCAUGGAAGAGGUGCGUGCUGCGAGUGGGGCGCGUCAAGUCCCCCUGGCAGCUGGUACGAGGGCCCGCCGGGGCUUUCGUGGCGACCGUGCGCAGGCUGGGCUGGAUGACGCAGGCGGCGCACUCCAUCACCAUCGGGGCGGAGGUGCUGGACUCGCGGGUCGCGCCGCUCCGCGCUUCGCAACACUACGUCAAGGGGGCCAACGAGCAGGGCCUCAAGGACGCCUGGCUGGUGAAGUGGGGCGACAAGCUGGGCCUGCAGUCCGUGUUCGUGGAGCCCGCGCGGGCGCUCCUCAGGCGCCCCCUGCGCGGACGCUUGACGCAGGCGCACCAGACGCGCGUUUGCACCCUCCGGCGCGGCGGCACGUGGCCGCAGCUGCACCUUUUCCAGAAGGGCGCGGCGGAGAACGACACCUGCCAGGCCUGCCGGGGCGCGCGAGGGACCGACCGGCAUCGGACCUUCGAGCGCCCCGCGCGCGAGGGCCACCGCCGCGAGGUGCAGGGGCACCACAUCAUGCAGCGGGGCGCCAACCCCCGGACAGGCACGGAGCAGCUCUGGGGCCGUGGGUCGGCCAACGACCCCGCGGUGGAGUUCGGGCUGUGGGGCUUGCCAUCGAUGGACGCCUUCCUGGUCCACGGCGAGUCCGACGGCUGCGUCACGGGCGAUGUUUACACCGACGGCAGCCUGCUGUACGGCAGCUCCGCGGCUCUGCGGCGAGGAGGCUGGUCGUUCGUGCAGUUGGCGCCCGACAUGAAACUGCGUUUCGCCUGCUACGGGCCCCAGCCUGGGGCGCACCCAGCCUGGGGCGCAAUGGCAGCAGGCGAUUUCCCGAAGUGA
Molecule: messenger RNA, 2604 nt
Organism: Prorocentrum cordatum
Lineage: Eukaryota; Dinophyceae; Prorocentrales; Prorocentraceae
Source: the annotation of a GenBank genome assembly